UAUAAAAAAGUCCUUGCCAUGAGCCAAAUAAGAUCUGAGCUUUUACAUUCACGAAAUAUUGCGACAAUUGACAAGUCAUUAAAAACAUACAAGCAAACUAUUGCUAUUCCGUUUGAACAAAUAAAUCCUAAUGAUGAUAACGAAGAUGGAUUUAUAUUAUCAGAAGAAAAUACUGACAAUGAUGAUAUUGAUACAAAAUACACCAGAGAUAAAGAAUGGAUUAAUCUAACUGAAGAAGAAGAUGAGCAUAUGCAAUCUAAUUCAUCUAGUUCAGAUGAAUUAGAAACUGAUUUAUAUAAUGAUGAAGAUGAAGUAAUGCAUCAAGAUUAUUUAAUUCACUCCACAGAUAAUUUGGGAGCAAAGUGGAAACUGACAGAUAUUUUUACAGAUUCGUUAAACCAACCUGAUUCUAUUCAUCUGCUUUUGGGUAAUUAG
Dentiscutata erythropus is the source of this 435-nucleotide messenger RNA. Lineage: Eukaryota; Fungi; Glomeromycota; Glomeromycetes; Diversisporales; Gigasporaceae. The record is from the annotation of a GenBank genome assembly.